AUGGGUGGUAACGGGGGAGCAGAGGGCACAGGAGCAGCACCCUUGUUAAUUCUCCCUGAGAGGCGGAAACUCUUAACGACGUCGAAAGUUGCCUACUUCAAGAGGAAGUAUGCGGAGGAGGAGGACAUUCAUGGAGCCCUACACGGAUAUCUACAAAAACACCUGAUACUCCGUGAGGAGCGCAGCUGCAUCCUGCGCCUCUCCCUGGAGAAGUUGCGUUUCCUGGAGGACCCUGAGGCCUACCUGCGGCGCUCCGUCCUCAUCAACAACCUCCUGAGGAAGAUCCACCAUGACGGUGAGGAAGAGCCAGGAGAGGAAGAGGAGGAGGAAGACGACGACGAAGAGAAGGACGAGGAUGAAGUGGACGAGGAGGACGAGAGGAAUGCAGAGACUCCAAAACUCUUUUACUCCAGCAGGAAGAGACUGAAAGUCAUGGUUACGGCAGCUUCUGAAUGUGACGCGCAGAACUUUCGCUACGCUAACAUGCCGGGCUACAGGCUGGUAUCGUACACCUCCUCUGGCAGCACGGUGUGCCUCUGUGGGCUCGGCAGCUGUCCAGCCCUGGCCCCCUCCUCCAGGCAUGGAGCUCCUCUUCUGGUUUAUGACUUGGACGACCAUGGGUGAACAUGGAUGGCUGUGCAACUUGGCCUAAUUAUUCGACUACGAAAUUAAUGAAAAAUAAGACGUUGCUAUGGAAGCGGUGCACGCUUAAAUGACUUGUGUUGACAAGGUGUUGUGUGUCAGAGCUGUUGAAGAGGAGUAGGAGGAGGAAGAUGAUGAUGAUGGUGAUGUGUUGCUUGGAAACUAAGGGCCAGCUAUGGAGUAUGAACCAUAGCAACUAUAAGUGUUUCUAGGAAAGACUGCCCAGAACCACAGCCAGUAUCAGGGUCAGAUUUUCACAUCUCUCUCUCUCUCUCUCUCUCUCUCUCUCUCUCUCUC
Molecule: messenger RNA, 939 nt
Organism: Engraulis encrasicolus (European anchovy)
Lineage: Eukaryota; Metazoa; Chordata; Actinopteri; Clupeiformes; Engraulidae
Exons: 3
Coding region: 1-624 (207 amino acids)
Source: RefSeq, a predicted model, not a curated record